UUUGUGCUACUUGACAGUCAUUCUGAGCAGUUUUCGCUUGACAGCCUCUCGUGUACUUUGACAUUUGCCUGUUUGACUCUGUUCUCUUCCUGCCCUUGACCGCUCUUAUCGAUGAUUAAACACGAUUGCACCUCUCUUUAACUUAAUAUUAAAUUUGUUUGGAACUGAAAAUAUUUUGAAAGAGGAGUUUGAUUUAUGCAAAUGUUUUGGUUAAGUGCAGGUCUGGCACGCAGGAAAUCAGAGUUCAGUUUCCAGGGUGUAAGAUGAGUUUCAUCCAGUGUGGGCCCUUGGCCAUGGUUCUUGCACCAGAAAAUCAAGUUCCUUUUCCCGAGUGAAGAGGACCUUCGUUUUCCAGAGUCAGUUGCACCAGCAUGUCAUGGGAAAUGUCUGAUUGAGCAGAUGAGUCCUUUGGAAAAAGCUCCUAUGUGUGGACUUGCACAACAAUGAACGGUGGAGUUCGUAAAACAAGAAAAAGAGAAAUUAAAAAGAAAUGCACAGAGACUGGUAUUCCAGAAGUGCACUCGGCUCCAGCUGUCAAGGAGUCGAGUGCUGUUGCAGACAAUUUGGUCACCAGAAGCCUCUCCUCUCCGAGUUCCCCUUCAAGUCCUUCAAAAAGAUGCAAGAGGCAGGCAGCAAAGACACCGAGUCCCAGCCUGACUUCCACACCUGUUCGCUACUCUUCAAGACGAACUUUGUCUAACAUUUCAAGCUCCCGUCUCAAAGACCAAGAAAAAGAUCCACAGCAUAUUGAGCUCAUCGCUAUCAAGCAGACAUCGGAAAUGGAUUCUUCAACAUCCAGCUCCAAAUCUAACAGGAGAAAAAGGAAGUUUGAUGCCUCUCAGCCAAAACCGCACCGACAAGGAGCUUUAAAGGAACAGGCCAAUGGUUCUUCGGUCAAGCGUCCACGGGGCAGACCUCGGAAAAAUCAGAACGGAAAAUUGUCAGGGGAAACCAAACGAGAAAGACCACGUUUUGAACUGGAAAUGUCUGAUGCAGCAGAUCAAGACGAGUCCUUGUCCUCAGACUUGUCAAUAGAACUUAGUCCAGAGAAGUCUCAGCUGCCCUCAUUGCCCCUUCUGGUUGAUGAGCAAAGUGAGGAUGAAGAGGAUAACUUUCCAAGUUACUUGACCCGAAGAGACAAAAAGUCUUCAGCCAUCACAGAGGGAACAUUUGCAUGGUGCAAAUGUCGAAACUAUCCAUUCUGGCCCUCAUUAGUGAAAAGCGUGAACCGUCGACAGAGAAAAGCAAGCAUCAUGUUUGUUGAUGAUGAAAGUGUUCAGAAGAAGAAAGGGUUCACCGUUGCUCUGAAAUCCUUGAAGCCUUUUGACUGUGAAGAAGCAAAUGAAUUGAUUCAUAAAGCCAAAGAAAACUACAACGCUGCAGUUUCUUGGGCCUUGGCACUUAUAAAAGACUACACAUUCCGUAAAGCCUGCAGCUCAUUUUCUGGCUCCUUCCUCGAGUACUUACACCAUGAUAUGAGUUAUCCAGUUAGGAGGAUGUUUCCAUCCGCCGCCUCAGAGGGACCAAUCAUGACUGCCAGUGACAGCAUGAUAGAGGAGCCAUGCAACGACCCCAAGGAGACUAGCUCUGCAGCAGAUGAAGAGAAAACCUGCAGGAAUUCAAAGAGGCUGCUGCCAGACCGGAGCCACGCUGCCCACAACCGCGCUAACCAGAAGCUCGUGCAUUUCAUUGUCAAUCAGCGCAUGGUGGAGAAGCGCCUUCUGGCUGUGAUUAGUGGGCAGCAGCAGUCCAAGUGGCUUCACUCCUUUCUAAGUGCCAAACCAAGACAAGUGGUAAACAUUUACCUGGAAGAUGACGAGCAGUUAGACCAAGUAUACUUUUACCUGAACAAGCUCUAUGCAGGAGCGAAGACCACCUCCCCCUCCGUGGCUAAGCUAAAACCUACAGACCGGGUUCCUUUCGUCUUAGACGUGCUUCUACCUGAGGCCAUCAUCCAUGCCAUUGCUGGGGUGGACAAUGUUUCUGUGAAAAAGGCAAAGGAAAAGUAUGACAGGGGCAGGUUUAUUAGCAACAGAGAACGACAAGAGUUUGACCUGAAGAUCGAGCAGCAGAUGAGGAUGAGAUCUCAACAGCUAAAUAAAUCUUAUGUUCAUUUUUGCCAUAUUGAAUCAAAAAAAUGAACAAUAAAUUAAACACAAUUUAUGUUUUGUGAUGCAGCCAAA
Molecule: messenger RNA, 2183 nt
Organism: Oryzias melastigma (Indian medaka)
Lineage: Eukaryota; Metazoa; Chordata; Actinopteri; Beloniformes; Adrianichthyidae
Product: PWWP domain-containing DNA repair factor 3A
Exons: 14
Coding region: 444-2141 (565 amino acids)
Source: RefSeq, a predicted model, not a curated record